Molecule: messenger RNA, 2768 nt
Organism: Styela clava
Lineage: Eukaryota; Metazoa; Chordata; Ascidiacea; Stolidobranchia; Styelidae
Source: RefSeq, a predicted model, not a curated record
GCGUCUUGUAUCGUGGUCUUUCAUGUAUCAUUUCGUCUGGCCGAAGUUAGAGACUUCCUUAGUUACCAAACGGUGAUUGCCACGGCGUUAUAUUAGGCAAGCGUUCCAUAAUUUUACAGGCACUCUAUCAAUAUAAGAGCAAAAUCCUUUUAUAACACGAUUUUCCGGACUGGGAAGAUGGAAUAUUGAGUACCUCAGGGUCUUGUAUCGUACUCUCAAUUUUUUUUUAUCUGUAUCAUUUCGUCUGGCCAAAGUUUGAGACUUUCUUGGUGAAAAAGCAGUUUUUAGUUUGUAAAAUAAACUGUGAUACAAGGACUUUCAACCACUCAACUAAGUGCAUUGAGUUUAAAAAGCAAUGAAAUACCACCAAAAACCUUGCAAAAACAGUGAAAAAAGUGUGAUGCAACAACUUUCAAUCACCCAACUAAGUGCAUUGAGUUUGGAUUUUUUCCCCAACUCUAGCGUAACCAAACUCGAAAUACAGACGGUGUGUAUGAAGUUGCGCUGAUACUAUUCUGACUCUCCAUCAGAAUAACUUUGAGACCAAUGGUUAUUGUUCAAAUAACAUCACUUCGAAUGCUUUGCCAUAAUCGUCUUUUGAAUGGCUUCCUUUGUAGGGGUCUGUUGGGGUGUCACAUACAGAGUACACGAAGUUUAGGAACAGGGGUGGAUAUAUGACUUCAAUCGGCAUUUGAAUGACCUCUUCCACGAAGAGCUAUUGGGCGGCAAUAUAAUGAACAAGUCAGUAAUAAGGACGGCUGUGUGGCCCCGCCCGCCAUUCGAAUGGCCUCGUUGAUAUAUGUACCAUGACUCGCUAAAUAUACAGACAGCAGAUUUGAUUUGAAAGAUAGGCACGUGACAAUCAUGAGCAAUGAUACCUCCCGAAUCAGACAGGCAUAAUUUCAACACGUCAUAAUCAAGUAAUUUACAUUUCGAUUUAACGAGGUAAUAAGCUGAUGAGUGCCAUUGCAGCGGCUAACAAGCUAACAGAAAACCAGGACAAAAAUAUUUUGCAUUGUCAUUGCUUUAUGAAUUUAUAAAUGUACGAGUACCUCAUUUUGAGACUUGCUUUGGUUUUUGAAGCAUUGAAGUGCCAUGAGGAGCCUCUCAGGAGGUAAUUUCGUGAUAUUAGAGCGUGAGGUAUACCACUAUAUUUUCAAUUCCUAUUGGAUAUGACUAUAGGGCUGGGCAUUUUCGAAUGCCUGAUGAUUUCAGAAUCGAAUCGAAUAUUUUUUUUGGAGAAACGUAACUGAAAAGCAGGCACCAGAUAUAGCACAUGCUCUGCGAUUAAAAACUAAUCACGAGCUUAUGCAGAUUUAUUCAAAAUCAUUUGAGUUCAACCUCAUUAUUACCGCUGCGAGUUUGCGGAAAUUGCAUUUUAAGCGUUUUAGCAGGGUUAUUGGUGAUUUUUGACGGUUUUUCACUGUUUUUAAGCGUUUUAGCAGGGUUAAGCAAGCAAUAAAUUUAAAUGCAUUUGCAUGUCGAGAUUGGUUAUGAGUUGGAAAAAUUAAAAGUUAGUGCAACAACGCAUUUGAGCUUCAUGCCAGGUACUAAAUGUACUAUCUUAUAUUUAUAUAAAGUGUGAUCAAUAUCUGCGCAAAAUGGAUUCAUUGCGAAGUGUCUAUGCUAUAUAUUUAAUAAUAAUAAUAACAAUAAAACUCUAUGGGGUGCAUUUGCGAUAAUUAAAAUUCAUAGCGUUUCGUCGAAGCUUGAUUUACAAUGGGGCCGAUAUGGAGACAAUUUAGGUAGCAUUUGUAGUUAAAUAUAAAUAGUUUAAUUUGAGGAGUUGAGCUAAUGACUGAAUUUAUUUAGGUCUUAGUUGGUACUUUUAUAACAAAAAAGUGAGAGUCGAGCUGUUGAAUUAGCACAAUGGUUCCCAACUGUUUAUGCCUCGUUCCCUUUCCAGAGGCUUUUAGCACUCAUGGCCCCCUGUUUAUCAUUCCAACCAAUAGUAUUUAUAGUGUUAUUUUAAUUAAUAUAUUCCAAAUCCUAUUAUAUUCAAACACUUAUGGUCAACUGAGCGAAAACACCCUGUGAAAUAACCUUAUCAAGCAAUAAAACUAGGAAGAACAGGAAUUUUUUCUAGGUGAAAUGGAAAAGUUAAUAUAUAUCAGUUUUGCGCCUGGCAUUGUAGUCUAUAUCCAAACGGGCAUGGCACCCAGUUUGGAACCGAUGAGAUAGCAGUACCAGUGGAAGUUUAAAUACCUUAGUAUUUGAUCACAUUUUCAAAACUCACAUUGCAACUUACCAUUCAGUUUAAUAAUUGUAUUUAACUAACGUACAUUAUGACGAGACUGUGGGGUAUUGGUGCACUGGUGGUCAAUGUUUUAAUGCAAGGGAUAAUUCUCACGGCGGUCAAAGGAAAUGAAUCGGACUGCAACGGUGGGACGUGCAAGAAAUUUUCUCUUACUGCGGAAGAGGUUUUUGACAUACAAAACAACCCUGACAUCAUCAAGUUUAUUACCGAAGAACUUCAGCGCCAACUAGCGGCUAAUCCUAACAUGGAUAAUAUGAUUAUCAACACCAACAUUAUUCCGGUUCUGUCGGAUUCUAAGCCUACUAUGUCUUAUGCUACCCUGGGUUGUUUCCGAGAUAAAUGGUCACGAGCUAUUCCUGGAGUUGAUAAUAAAUACUCCGCUUUGAUGGACAAUUAUCAUCAAAGAGUUAAUGCCAUUGAAAAAUGUGCAAAAGUCGCCGCUUCGGAAGGCUACAGAGUAUUUGCUGUCCAAGAUGGAGGACGGUAAAUGAAUGAUUUUCGUUUAGCAUAG